AUGCAUCGCAUACCGCACCCCGAUGGAUCGCAUGGUCUGCCUAGCACGUCCGGUGGGUUUGACCAGCCAUGGCGUCCUCCCUACACGCCCGCUUUCGAAACCCACCCGGCGGACCAGCGGCGCACAUCCAGCGCACCACAGCCCCCGCUGCACCCGCACGCGUAUUCGGUCAUGCCAAACCGCGAGCUGCCACAGCUCCCCCCCGACGGGCCCUAUGCUCGGCAAAGUAGUCUACCUGGACCCCCAACCCAUACCCCUCCAGAGACCCAUCCGCCACCCCCUCCACCGCACCCUGCUUUUCGACCAACGAUAAACGGUACGUCGCAUGAGCCAACACCUCAUUCCGCUCCCCCGGAGUAUCGACCCCCAGUCGCGCGAAUGUCCUUCCCUCCGCCAGAUACCCCCGGUGUUGUCGGUGAUGCCCCCCCGCCUUCGCAGGCACUACCCCCAGCCCAGUACACGCCCCCGGUGCCGCAUCUCUCGCAAACUCCUACACCUUAUGACUCGGCUUUCUAUCCGAAUCAGGGGUUUGGAAUGCGCCAUCGCAAGGCCGCUCGGGCUCAACAGGCAUGCGAUCAAUGUCGAGCAAGGAAAGCCAAGUGCGACGAAGGUCGCCCAGCGUGCAGUCACUGCAAAGAAAACAAUCUGAUAUGUGUUUACAAAGAAGUUCCUCCUCAUAAACAAGAAAAGGCGACCCAACAGAUCUUGGAUCGCUUACAACAGUUCGAGGAUGCAGUUACGGAGAGAAUUGGACAUCUGUUAUCAAUGCAAGUAGAGCAUGGUAAUCAGAUCACCUCUCUCCUACAAGGGACCGGACUCCCAGAAACGAAGACUGUACAGGCUGCCGAAACGCAGAAACAAUCUUUCAGCCGACUGUCCAAACCGGACAUUGCAGAUCUUCUCCAGAAGACCGAGACCAAAGACGAAGCAAUAUCCAAUUUUGUGAAUCGGGAGCUGGAAAAGGCUGCCGAAGGAGAACCACAGAUGCUAGUCACCGGCGAAGAUGGCGAGCUUUCCAUCCCAGUGGAACAUACAACGGCGGCCCACAAACUGCUCAUGUGGCCAUCAAUCAAAGCCCUUCUUGCGCCCAGAGAGUACGAUGAAGAUUAUGUGAUGAGGCUUGAAGAAGAGCGCGGACUGAUCUCUGUUUACGGGCGGGGUGAAGGCCAAACCGACAGCGAGGAGCUAACCGCGUCCUCCGCACCGAACGGAAAUUCGACGCGAGAGCAUGCCUACACCAACGAUGCCGCCGCCGCCGCUGCUGCAUUCUGGCCUCCUGUGACCCACCAGAAUGGUACCCCCGCCAGAAUCAGGCCCGAACCCUUGGAUGAGAAUGGGUACUUUAUUACCGAUGCGGAGACCGUUCGCCGACUCUAUGCAAGCUACCUGGACCACAUACACAAACUUCACCCGUUUCUCAAUCAAACGGAACUGGAAGAACGGCUAGAGAUCUUUAUCGAACGGUAUUGUCCUCCGUCCACUGCACCUGCUGCGCCCAUUCUCAAUGGCAACGGAAAUGGCACCGGCGACUUCCCGCGGAGCGCAAAGCGAAAGCGAUCCUGCGAGACUCUUCACGGCGCGGGCUGCGAUGUUCAAUCGCCCAGCUCCAUCACGCUGGAGCGUCUCGGCUGCCGGCGCGUUGAGAAGACUUUGAAGAACGCGAUCAAUCUACUAGUCCUUGCGCUGGGGAGCAUCUGUGCAGCUAAGCCUCCUCUUCCUGGGCCGGUUACCGAGAUUCCCCGCGAUUUCCGAGAGGAAUCCAUCCCCGGGCCCACCUCGCGAAAUAUGCUCUCCCGCGCGGAUUCCGCGUCGGCCGCGCAAGGACCGCAUCCACCGCAAGGCAGCUUUCACUCUCAACCAGAUGGCCAAUCGUUUUCCUCGAUGGACAAUCGCCGCGCAUCUUCAGAUCGCACGGUCCAUUCGCAUAAUCGACGCAGAUUACGCAACAUGGAUGUCAUUCCAGGCUUGGCGUACUAUGCGUAUGCGACCCAGAUCUUGGGCAGCCUGCAAGGUGCGAAUAGCCUCGAUCAUGUUCAAGCCGCCUUACUUGCAGGGUUAUACGCCGGACAGUUGGCGCACCCGUUUCAAAGCCACGGCUGGAUAUACCAAGCAGCGAGAGCUUGUCAAGUGCUGGUGCGAACGAAACGAUAUGAACAGUAUGUUGACGGUCCUCUCAAAGACUCGAUUGACUUUGCAUAUUGGACCUGUUUGCAAUUGGAAAGCGAUAUUCUCGCGGAGCUUGAUCUCCCCGCCAGCGGCAUCUCUCGCUCAGAAGGACGGAUUUCCCUGCCAAAGGGGAAAUAUACUUUGACUCUGCCGAACGAGAUCUCCGCCCCGAGUACGAUGAUGAUGUUCUUCUAUUCCGCGCAGAUUCACCUCCGGAAGGUUCUCAAUCGCGUCCAUACGGAUCUGUACAAAGUCGAAAGGAAAGGCGAAUCACGCUGGUCUUCUCAUGUUCAAGAAAUCCUGAGCAUGAAUCUGGAACUCUGGAGAAGCAGUUUGCCUGAGGUCAUGCGCUGGAAAGACACGGACCCCCCGUCAAAAGACAUCAAUGUGGCGCGCAUGCGUGCCAAGUACUACGGUGCCCGGUAUAUCAUUCAUCGGCCACUCCUCUUCCAUGCUCUGCAUUUUGCCAACGACACUGGACGCUCGGCGUCCGUUAGCUCCCCCACUGAAUCCGCGAUAUCUGGCUCCAAGUCCCAACAAGUCUCUCCAUCUGUGACACACAGCCAACGCGCAAUCGAAAUGGCACGCUUGGCCAGUGAUGCCGGUCCGACCAGCCGGAGCGCACCCACCCCUACCCCGGGGGGUGGGGCCUGGGCAUCCUAUGCAUAUCGGGAUCUUCAGCCCAAGAUGCGUAGAGCGUGCAAGGUAUGCAUCGACUCAGCUAUACUGAGUACCGAAGCCUUUGACGGAAUCGAGGGCCGCCCUGUUGUGACCAAUAUCUUCGGCACAGCCCACGCUCAAUUUGGUAAUAUGCUAGUGCUGUCGGCCACAUAUAUGUCGAGUCUAUCCGAGCUCGUUGACCGGACUGACCUGGAGCGACUGAUGAAGCGAACGAUUCGAUUUCUUCUCCAGAGUCGCGAAAUCUCGCCCAGUCUACGCGCGGAUGCCAAGAUCCUGAGCGAAAUUUACGAGAAGAUCUUUGGGGAUAACAUUGAAGCCCUUAUGCAUUGCGUCAUUUGAUCAUGUUUGACCUAUGAACACGGGGAUCGCUGGCCCUGGCGCCAUGGAGAAAACACCCUUCACGAGGCCUUGGCCUGUUGUCUAACCAGUGCAAAAAUGAACGAUAGUGCAGGAUUCCUGCCCUCGUUUUCACCUGACUCCUUCCUACACAUCCUUUCUCUCUCUCUCUCUCUCUCUCUCUCUCUCUCUCUCAGGUUCUUGCUAGGUGAGGAAAUCCCAAUAACACGGGUUCUGGUUUGGCUUUGAUGUUUUUGGAACAUAUUGGCGGUAUAGGGAUCAUGUACGGCAGCUUUCUAGAUGCCCUCUGUUUACUUGUUCUGUUUGAUGGAUGCCUCAGCGAUCGGCAUCGGAUCGAUGCAGAGCGGGACGGCCGCGAGGCUUGUUGUCGGGGGUUAGUGUCACUUGUUCUUUUAUGGUGUU
Molecule: messenger RNA, 3606 nt
Organism: Aspergillus saccharolyticus JOP 1030-1
Lineage: Eukaryota; Fungi; Ascomycota; Eurotiomycetes; Eurotiales; Aspergillaceae
Gene: clcA
Product: putative C6 finger domain protein
Exons: 7
Coding region: 1-3186 (1061 amino acids)
Biological process (GO): regulation of DNA-templated transcription
Molecular function (GO): zinc ion binding; DNA-binding transcription factor activity, RNA polymerase II-specific
Source: RefSeq, a predicted model, not a curated record